Messenger RNA from Fraxinus pennsylvanica, 330 nucleotides. Lineage: Eukaryota; Viridiplantae; Streptophyta; Magnoliopsida; Lamiales; Oleaceae. The record is from the annotation of a GenBank genome assembly.
AUGCUGGAAGAGGAUAAAUUAGAAAAUCAAUUUACCAUGUUCUGUUGGCAUUGGAAGAGACCAAUGGACACACCAGUUCGGAAUCUUCUUUUCGUGAAGGAAAUUGACACACCAAAUCGCUUUGGAGGAAUAGGAUAUAUGGGGUUUGAAAAGCUCACAUUUGUUCCCAUUCAGACCAAAAUGGUUGAUUUAUCCCUACUAUCUACUGCUGAGAUCGAUUGGCUCAAUGAUUACCAUCACCAAACUUGGGAAAAGGUUUCGCCGUUGGUGUCUGGUUCUGUACGUCAGUGGCUGUGGAAUAAUACGAGGCCAGUGGGCAAACCUAAUUAG